AUGACCAUGGAAUUGUCAGCUGUUCUCUUACGUGACAUUAGCAGAUUAUAUAACGACGCAGACGAUUAUAAUGUUUCAUUACAAGUUGGUGAAGAACCAAAUAUCGAAGUGUUUAAAGCACAUUCGGUGAUUUUACGCGCAAGAUCACUUUAUUUUCGAGCUGCGUUAAGUACCAACUGGGGCAAAACAGAAGCUGGCGUCUUCGUUUUUAAGAAACCAAAUAUUUCACCAAAUAUUUUUAGGAUUCUGUUAAAAUACAUCUACACAGGACUGUUCUUGACCGAUGAAUCUGAUAGUGAUAUAAAUCUUAUUGACUUACUGAUAGCCGCAGAUGAGCUAUCACUUAUAGAAUUAGCCGACUACAUACAAAAAAGAAUUAUAAGAAUGAGCCGAGAAUGGUUUCUGAGUAACGGAGUUCACCUAUUAAACACAAUUUCGCGAUAUAAAAUGUUUAAAAUCCUUCAGGAACAUUAUGAUAAUCUUAUGAUUAAAGAUCCAAAUAUUUUUUUCGAAUGUGAGGAUUUCGAUGAAUUGAAUGAAGAAGAUCUACUAUCUUUAAUUAAGCAAGAUAACCUACAUAUAGAAGAAAUAAGUAUAUGGGAUCGCGUUAUAAAAUGGGGGUUGUCGCGGAAUCCAUCCAUAAGAUCAGAUCCAAUAUCUUGGACUUCGGACGACUACGAGGCUUUGCAAAAGACGAUUCAUAGAUGUAUACCGCAUAUCCGAUUUAUUCACAUGUCACCAGCAGAUUAUUUUUACAAAAUUCGACCGGUUACAAGACUUUUGUCAAAGGAGUUGGAUGAUGACAUAGCAUCACAUUUUAUAAUUAAGGAUAAUCAAUCUGAAACAAACUGGUUACCACCUAGAAAACCAAAGGAAAUAUUAGAAUCAGAAAUAAUCGAUACCAGAUGUACAGACAUAUUUUCAAAUUGGAUCGAUCGCAAAGCAUUGGAUAAUAUUCAACAAUUUAAUCAAUACAGUUAUAAAUUACUCUUAAGAGGUAGCAGAGAUGGAUUCGAUGUUGAGACUUUUAAAUCUAAAUGUUUUGAUAAAGGAGCGACGAUUAUCGUGAUCAAAUUGAAAGGGGAAAAAAAAGUUAUUGGGGGAUACAAUCCAGUUAGAUGGUCUGGAUCAGAACAUUAUAUCAUCACGACAGAAAGUUUUUUGUUUUCCAUUCCAUUGGAUUUAGAUCCCACCAGAAUCAUUCUAAGUAGAGUAGUUGGCGCUGCGCAAGCUAUUGCCGAUUCUAAUGAACAGUGGGUAGGAUUUGGCGAUAGUGACUUAUACAUAUUCCGUAAAAUUUGCGAAAGAGAAGAUUAUGAGUUUAAUAUUAUUGACAAUAAAUCAUUUGACAUGGAAGAUUAUGAAGUAUUUCAGGUUAUCAAAGCGUAA
Acaulospora morrowiae is the source of this 1389-nucleotide messenger RNA. The record is from the annotation of a GenBank genome assembly. Lineage: Eukaryota; Fungi; Glomeromycota; Glomeromycetes; Diversisporales; Acaulosporaceae.